Molecule: messenger RNA, 1578 nt
Organism: Syngnathoides biaculeatus (alligator pipefish)
Lineage: Eukaryota; Metazoa; Chordata; Actinopteri; Syngnathiformes; Syngnathidae
Gene: tipin
Product: timeless interacting protein
Exons: 8
Coding region: 65-994 (309 amino acids)
Biological process (GO): DNA replication checkpoint signaling; replication fork processing; DNA damage response
Cellular component (GO): replication fork protection complex; nucleus
Molecular function (GO): DNA binding
Source: RefSeq, a predicted model, not a curated record
CGGCAUUGUUGACGAAUAUUGGAGCUGUUUGGAGUGUAGCUAUGUAUAGAUAUAGCUAUGUUUGAUGAGGAGAAAUAGAAGAAGAACGCCGGAAGUUGCUUUCUGUAUUGUCUUUGCUCUCUGGACGCUUGUCGCUAAGGGACUUGACAUAAAGGUAAAGAAUCCUCAAAAUUACAGGGUUGAGAUGUUCUCUCCUCUCCCACCACCCCUGUCCCCGGGCCAGGGAGGUGGCUCCUUUGGGAAUGCUGGCGAGGUAUCCAAGCUUGCUGAAGUUCGUGUUGCCAAAAGGAAAGGAGUGAAGAGACCACAGCCCAAGCUGGACUCCCACAGGUUGACAUCUAAAAAAGGACUUCCUGCUCUGCGAGCACUUUUUGAUGAUGUCCGUUUUAAAGGCAAAGGACAUGAGGCAGAGGACGUACGGGUACUGAUGCAAAAGAUGGAGAACUGGGCGCACAGGUUGUAUCCUAAACUUGAGUUUGAAGAUUUCAUCGACAAAGUGGAGAAACUGGGCGGCAAAAAGGAGGUGCAGACUUGUCUCAAACGGAUACGCUUAGACAUGCCACUGACACGCGAAGAUUUUACUGGUAUUGGUGAAGAAGAGGCUCCUCCUGUAUUUGACAUCUUGGGAGAUUCCAAUCCAUUUAGCAGUCAGAACUUCCCGAGUGAUUCACAAGAGCUAAUUCACUCCACCCCUGCUGUCACUUACAUGACGGAUGAGCAGCGCCAACGCAUGGAGCUGAACAGACAGCGAAGCCUGGAGAGAAGAAAGGUACGCCAGCAGCAGCAGCUCACAGAUUUACAGAUAGUUGACCCAUCAUUGCAAGCAAGCCAGUCCUCUGUGAACAUCCCAAAAUAUGUCAGCCAUUCCAAAGGACAAGACGGUGACAACAAUGAGCUGGACAGCAGCUGCGCCCAGCUGUCAUUCAAGACCCCCAGUCUUCCGCCAUGUGGUGUGAGCAAGCCCAAGCCUCUCGAGGAGAUUCAUGUGGAAUAAUGCCAACUACUCUACUCAGUUUUGCUUGAAAUCAUUGAGUUCAACCUUUUGUUUUUCCUUGCUCACUGCUUUUGCUUCUGAUGUAUGUUUUAUAUCUAAAGAUACUUCUGUGUGAACAAUGCUCAAUUCUAGCAGGAAAGUACUUUAAUAGUUUAAUACUUGGUUUUAUAGUCCGAGUCAAAUGUUUUGUCAUUAGUCUUGCUCUUGAUGAAACUUUUCAGUUUUAGUCAAUCAUAUUCAUGAUGCUGUUUAUCUUUACAGACCAUCUUGUAAUUAAGUUUCAUGUAAGUUGUAAUAACUGUUCAAUUAAGGUAGACUAUAAAAAAAAAAGAAUCUUACCAUUUUUUUAUUAAUAUCCACAGUAAAGAACACAAAUACUGCAUGUGUCACUGGUUAGCAAUAUCUAUCAAUGCUGCGACCUGAUUAUCACAAAAAGUGUACAACAUGUAAACUUGUAGCAGUAAUCUAAACUGGUUUAUGGUACAUUUGAGUCAAGGUCAUUCUCUGUGGGCUUCCACAUAUAUUAAAGGGCCACUGUCAUGAAAUGGAUGAUUUUUAAUAUAUUAAUAAAAAACAGCAGCCAA